Messenger RNA from Oncorhynchus mykiss (rainbow trout), 2414 nucleotides. RefSeq names its product helix-loop-helix protein ngn-1. Gene Ontology annotation, biological process: positive regulation of transcription by RNA polymerase II; sensory organ development; axon development. Gene Ontology annotation, molecular function: protein dimerization activity; E-box binding; DNA-binding transcription factor activity, RNA polymerase II-specific. The record is from RefSeq and is a predicted model, not a curated record. Gene Ontology annotation, cellular component: nucleus. NCBI's taxonomy places the organism in Eukaryota, Metazoa, Chordata, Actinopteri, Salmoniformes, Salmonidae.
CGUUUGUCAAUAAAUGCUCCCCUUCACACCCAAAACUUUAAGGGACGGGUCUAGAAGUUCAGUUACACGUCUGCACCGUUGAAUCUACACCCUGCUCAGGACAAUGCCACGCCGCAAAAGUCUAUUUGUGCCAUUUAUCUCCAGAGACGCAGACACUGGUGCGGAUUUGAAAGUGCAAGCGCGUCGUAUAGACGGUCCACAUGGAGCUCUUGUGCAGACCAGUUGGAUAGAAGAGAGGGCAGAGCGCAGGGGAAAGUGUGACCCGUGCGCUAUUGUGGAGCUCAGAUUACCAGGGCUCAGAUACAUUGAGCAGGACCGGAGCACCAUCGAUAGAGCGCAAAGGCGUCGGCGUAUGGCUGCAAACUCCCGCGAGAGGAGGAGGAUGCUCGGGCUCAAUGUCGCAUUCGACCGCCUCAGGAGCGUCAUCCCCAACCUGGAGAGCGACAAGAAGCUGUCCAAGUCAGAGACUCUUCAGAUGGCGCAGAUAUACAUAUCGACGCUCAGCGAGUUGUUGCAGGACAGGCCCUGCGGCACGGAUUUCAGCACCACUGAACUUGAGAGCACCGAGCUAGAGCGCACGGCCCCAACUGGCAUGCCAACAGUGAACGAUACAGCAGAAGACUCAACUGUUGAGCUACCUGGGCCAGGUGCAUACGAUACCGCAUGUAGAGACAGUGGGAACGUGAUGCGUGCGCCCUGCGAAGACCAGAAGGCAGAGCUUAGAGGGUUUAUGAACCUGUGGGAGAGAACUAGUGGCACAAAAUAACUGGUUUUAUUUGUUUGUGCUUCGUAAUUGUUUAUUUUCUUUUCAUAAAAAAACAUGUUGAUUCGUGUUUGAUACCCUGUGUAGAUUAUCUGGCUCAAGUAAAAACGCAUUUUAACAAUUUGGCAUCUGACUUUUUCUCCCCCUCACAGUUCGGUCUACUUUUGCAAGUCUGAAAGUUAUAGGGGCAGUUUAUGCUGCAUAAAAGAGCAAUAUAUUAUUAAAAAACAUGACACAAAAGUAUCAGACACAGAUGUACUGAAAGUAGCAAUUUUUAUUCAAGUUAAAAUUAUAUACAAGUAACCAAAGACAUUCUUGAAAUUGGUACAAAGAGCAUGUUCCUGCAUUUGGCUUUUUACACCUUUUUAAAUCUGUCUUUCAAAUAACACAACUGAAAAUGCUGUAUAAAAUAAAUUGGAUUGGAUUCAGAAAAGUAGUCUACCAUUUCUAAAUUUCCAAUAGGCAAUAUUUACAAAAGUAUUUACAUUGUUCCAUCCAUUUCCAGAUUUGUGAAUAAAGCUCUUGUAAACUUCAGAAGUGUUAAUUAAGCUAAAAAAAACAAAACAAAAAAAACGACUGGUGUGGCUCCCGACUACAGCGUACAUCAGAUUGAAAUACAAGAGGCUUAACAGCUUAGAAAGUAUUGAUGAGGGUGUGUGCAUGGAGAUGGCUGAAGCUUUCAUGCCUGCAUGGCUGUGAGUGUGCGUGCGCGUCUUUAGAAGAGAAACAAAAACAUGUCGGAAAUAUACAAAGGGGAACGAACGCAACUUUAGGAAAUAAAAUGGGGAAACUUCAUCUCCCCAAUUCUGUACAUCUUAACCCCAAACAGCCCCACGACCGACUAACCUCCGCAUUCAAGCUGGGAUAAGAGGAUUUUACAGGAGAAAACAGCAUAUACCCAAUUAAUUAGCUGACAACGUCAUGCAGCCCAUAGCAGUCCCAAUCAAGCCUGAGUUGAACAAAACUGAGAACACUGGCUAUUAAACAGGUUGGUUAUAUAAUGGGCAUCACAUUAUGAAACUCAGAACUGAGUAAGUAUGGAUACAGCAACCGUUAAACCGAGAGGCUCAGUUCAUGAACAACAGCGCUCUUAUCAAUUCAAGUGCUUAAAUUAAAAAGCAAAACAUAUAUACUGUAUCCUUUUAGUCCAGUUGAUUUUUUGGAGAAAAGCUUAAAAAGAAAUUGAAGCAUUGAAGAGAAGAAGAAGAAUAUAACUUAAUGCCAGACUGGCAUGUAUUUAUUCAGAAACAGAAAACCAACACUUGUGUGUUCUACAGCCUUUAACAGCUAGCUGAAGCACUGUGGUCAUGCAGACCCAAUAGUCUCUGCAGUACAAAUUAAAGACAAACAUCCAUACUUUCCUGUUGGCCAUAACCAAUAAUGAUAGGGGGGCUACAGAAAAAAUUAUGUAGUUCUCUCACGUUAGUGAAAACUACAGAUGAGGACCAUUUCAGGUUUGUCCUUGAAGAACUACAAUCUCCGAAAGUAUCGACUUGGACAGAGGUGAGGUGCUCACCAAACUAGCAAUUCUCUCAUCCUCGCCACUCCAUGUACUUCGAAACGGAAAGAAAAUCUAUUUGUUCAUUUCUAAAAACUUUUUACACUCUCCACUCAAAGACAGAGGUUUUUAGAACACACACACACACACACA